Molecule: messenger RNA, 1899 nt
Organism: Trichoderma aggressivum f. europaeum
Lineage: Eukaryota; Fungi; Ascomycota; Sordariomycetes; Hypocreales; Hypocreaceae
Exons: 3
Coding region: 1-1899 (632 amino acids)
Biological process (GO): xenobiotic detoxification by transmembrane export across the plasma membrane
Cellular component (GO): plasma membrane
Molecular function (GO): fluconazole transmembrane transporter activity
Source: RefSeq, a predicted model, not a curated record
AUGGCGGACAUUAUUCGUGACGCCGCCAUUGGGCAGCUCAUUCGCUGGGUUACAAAGAACCGAUAUCUCAAAUACCCUGAAGAAAGAGAUGAUUUCACCCUCCCGGAGCCCUGGGUCCAGCUCAUGAAUGGCGUCCCCCUCACAUCUCACAACACAUCUACAUCAGACGCCUCUACAGCCGCCGAGAAUAAAGAGACGGGCGGCAUCCUACGCACCCCGUCAAACGGCAGCACCCGCCGAGACGCAUCGCCACCCCCGUCUCGGGCCCCCAAGGAUGAGGAGCAGCCCGCAGAGCCCCGAACGCGGCAUUCAGAGGACCACCACGGCGGCUCGCACGAGCACGUACAGCACUCCGACCUGGGCGACAUGACGGCGCGGAGACUCCGCGAGGAUGAAGAGCACGAGCUCGAAAGGGUAAAGUCCAUCCCCAUCGUGCCCCAGACGACAAGGGACGGCGCCAUCCUCGUCGACUGGUACUACACAGACGACCCCGACAACCCGUACAACUGGAGCAGAAACAAGCGUCUCGCCAUCAACGUCCUCAUCUGCCUGUACACGUUCGUCGUCUACACCACGUCGGCCAUCUACACCACCUCCGAGGGCGGCAUCAUGCAGCGCUUCGGCGUCAGCGAGAUCAAGGCCACGCUCGGCCUGUCCAUCUACGUCCUGGGAUACGGCAUCGGUCCCCUCAUCUUCUCCCCCCUGAGUGAGAUCCCGUUGAUCGGACGCAACCCCGUCUACAUCGUCACCAUGUUCCUGUUCGUCAUCAUCUCCAUCCCGACGGCCUUUGCGCCAAACUACCCCGGCCUGAUGGUCCUGCGUUUCCUGCAGGGCUUCUUCGGAUCGCCGUGUCUGGCGUCUGGCGGUGCUUCUCUCGGUGACAUGUACAGCCUGAUGGCUCUGCCUUAUGCCAUGAUGUCCUGGGUCGCCGCAGCCUACUGUGGACCUGCCCUGGGCCCUCUCCUCAGUGGUUUCGCUGUCCCCGCCGAGUCCUGGCGCUGGUCUCUCUUCGAGUCCCUCUGGGCCUCCGCCCCAGUCUUCGUCUGCAUGUUCCUCUUCCUCCCCGAGACCAGCAGCGCCAACAUCCUCCUCCGCCGCGCCCGCCGCCUGCGCAAGCUCACCGGCAACGAGCGCUUCAUGUCCCAGAGCGAGAUUGACCAGCACAACCUGCACCCGGGCGACAUCUUCCUCGACGCCCUGAUCAAGCCCCUCGAAAUCACCAUGAAGGAUCCCGCCGUUUUGUUCGUCCAGGUGUACACCGCCAUCAUCUACGGCAUCUACUACUCGUUCUUCGAGGUCUUCCCCCUCGUCUACCCCGUCUUCUACGGCAUGAACCUCGGCCAAGUCGGCCUCGUCUUCCUCUGCAUCCUCGUCUCCUGCAUCAUCGGCGUCGCCGUCUACACCGCCUACCUCUACUACUACAUGAACCCGCGCAUCGAAAAGUUCGGCUGGCCCGUCCAGGAAGACCGGCUCAUCCCGGCCCUCCCGGCCUCCGUCGGCCCCACCAUCGGCCUCUUCCUCUUCGCCUGGACCGCCCGCGCCUCCAUCCACUGGAUCGUGCCCACCAUCGGCAUCACCAUCUACGGCGCCACCGUCUUCAUCGUCAUGCAGGCCAUCUUCGUCUACAUCCCGCUCAGCUACCCCAAGUACGCCGCCAGCCUGUUCGCCGCAAACGACUUCUUCCGGAGCGCGCUCGCUUGCGGCAGCGUCUUGUUCGCGCACCCGCUGUUCCACAAUCUCGGCGUUGCAAGGGGCACCAGUCUGCUCGGAGGGCUGAGCGUCAUCGGCAUCAUCGGUAUUUGGCUGCUGUACUUUUACGGCGCUAGACUUCGCAAGCUUAGCAAGUUUGCUGAGUCUGGAGAGAGUGAUGAGGAGCCUAUCACUCAGGAGAAGAAUUAG